GGGCGAUCGCCAGCUGCGGAAGAACAGUUCCACGAUGGCCGGCCUGCAAAUGUGGCUCGGGAGGGGUAUCCUCUCCGCAUUUGGUGCCCGAGGUCUUUACGAUCGACACGCUCUGGAUCCGAAGCGUAGUGAGCGGUAAUGAUGGUCUAGGAAUUGCCGCGCAAAUGGUCGAAUCGACUAUGCUGCGUCAUGAUAUACUAUGGAUAAGGGUAGCCAAUGCUCUCUAGGAAUAAUAUUUAUUCUUCUUCCGUGGUUUGAGUCUUUCCCUUUCCCCUAAGUGUCGUCCUUCGUGUUAUACAGUACCACUCGUCUUCCUAUAUAUCCCCUUUCUGCCAUUGUUUAAGCUGCUUGUUACUGCAUUGUUCUCCAGUGCCCUUGUAUCAAUACUUCCUUCUCACCCAGCGUCGCAAUGUCACAUCACGACAAGCCGUGGCCGCAGGUGCCUGUCACCAACAAGGACUACACCCAAGCAGCGGUGGUCAUUGUUGGCGCCGGCAUCUCUGGCAUGUGCACAGCCAUUGAUCUUAUCAAACAACACAACUGUCGGAACUUCAUCAUUGUGGAGAAAAGCUCGGGGGUUGGUGGGACCUGGCACGAUAACAAGUAUCCAGGUUGCUGCUGCGACGUAACGAGCCUACUCUACUCGUACAGCUUUGCGCAGAAUUCAGAUUGGUCCAGGCUGUAUCCCGGCCAAGAAGAGAUUCUGGAUUAUCUCCACAGGGUCGCAAACGAGUACGGCCUAUUCCAACAUAUCCGCUUCAACACCAGCGUCGAACAAGCAGAAUGGGACGAUGAUAAGAAGAACUGGAAGACUAGAGUCAACGUGUCAGGAGACAAGGAUCGCGAGUUCUCAGAUGGGUAUACCAUCACAUCUAAUUUCCUGGUUUCUGGUGUCGGCCAAUUGAACGUCCCACGCUAUCCUGACAUUGAAGGGCUGGAUGACUUCAAGGGAAAGUCGAUGCACUCGGCCCGUUGGGACUGGAGCUACCCAUUGGAGGGGAAGAGAAUAGCCGUCAUCGGCAAUGGCGCCACUGCUGCUCAAAUCAUACCCGAAAUUGUCAAGGUCGCAUCGCAUGUCACCAUGUACCAGCGACAAGCGAACUGGGUGAUCCCGCGCCUCGACGGGCCCGUCUCAGCGACGCGGCGCGCAAUCUUCAAAUAUGUCCCGUUUGUGCAAUCAAGAGUACGCGCCAACAUGAUGGAUUUCCGCGAGUCAUUUUACGAUGCCGUCACCAACGGCGACUCCGACUUCGCCAACCUCCUCCGAGACCAGAGCUUCGAUCUCUUGCAGCAGACUUUCCCGGAUGACAAGGAGAUGCGGGAGACGUUGACGCCAAACUACCCGCCUGGAUGCAAGCGGGUCAUCAUCUCGGAUGAUUUAUAUCCGGCCCUUGCGCGACCGAACGUGUCGGUGGAAACGCGAAAGAUCCAGAAAAUUACCGAGACUGGAAUCGAAGUGGAAGGCGACGUCCUCGAGGAGUUCGACCUCAUUGUGCAUGCGACAGGGUUCCGGACGGUGGAGUUUAUGUAUCCCAUCAAGGUCAAGGGCAUCCAUGACCGUGAUAUCUCCGAUAUCUGGAGGUCAGGCGCGCAGGCAUACUACAGCGUGACCGUAGAAGACCUCCCCAACUUCGGCAUGCUUUACGGGCCGAACAGUAACCUCGGACACAACAGCAUCAUCCUGAUGAUCGAGGCGCAAAGCCGAUAUAUCAACGCCCUGAUCGGCGAGGUAUUAAAAUCCAAGCGCGAGGGCAAAUCUCUCUCGAUCCGGCCGAAUCCAACCGUCGUCGCUAAAUACAACGACUGGCUGCAAGAGAUCCUAGCCAAGACGUCCUUCGCCGAUGAGCGAUGCACGAGCUGGUAUAAGAACGAGGACGGGAAGAUCACCAACAAUUGGGGUCUGACGGUGGUUCAGUAUCAGAAGUUCCUGAGCAGUGUGAACUGGCAGGAUUACAUCCUUGAAGGCACCGCUUCCGACGAGGUGCGAAGAAAGGGUCAGACCAAGCUGGGGAGAGUGGUGGAGGAGACCCAGGUCAGCAAUUUGCAGCUUGCUGCGGGAGUUCUCGGCGUCAUCGCCGUUGCCGCUGGUGUUCUUACUCGUGGCGACCUUCGGAAUGUCAAGUUGCCUCAGAUCCGGAUAAGGUAA
Messenger RNA from Eremomyces bilateralis CBS 781.70, 2146 nucleotides. Its product is annotated as cyclohexanone monooxygenase. The coding region runs from base 410 to 2146 and encodes 578 amino acids. The record is from RefSeq and is a predicted model, not a curated record. Gene Ontology annotation, molecular function: N,N-dimethylaniline monooxygenase activity; NADP binding; flavin adenine dinucleotide binding. Lineage: Eukaryota; Fungi; Ascomycota; Dothideomycetes; Eremomycetales; Eremomycetaceae. The transcript has 3 exons.